This is a messenger RNA of Brassica napus (rape), 5059 nucleotides long. RefSeq names its product cytochrome P450 714A2-like. Gene Ontology annotation, molecular function: iron ion binding; oxidoreductase activity, acting on paired donors, with incorporation or reduction of molecular oxygen; monooxygenase activity. The coding region runs from base 782 to 2365 and encodes 527 amino acids. NCBI's taxonomy places the organism in Eukaryota, Viridiplantae, Streptophyta, Magnoliopsida, Brassicales, Brassicaceae. The record is from RefSeq and is a predicted model, not a curated record. The transcript has 5 exons.
UUUGUUGUUUCAGUUGUACCAGAAACAGAUCCUUAUCAACCUGAAGAAUUCAAUAUCUUGAAAGGUAUUCGAAAGCAAGCUGUCAAGUCCAAAUCUACUAAUAAAAGCUUUACCAAAAGAAUAUGGUAAGCCUCUAUUUAAAGUGAACAUCAAACCAAAUACUGCCUACGUGAAGACUGGUCUAUUUUAAUAUUGUAAUGUUUUAACAUUCAUAUUCAUCAGAUUAUUUCGAAUCUAACCUGCUUCAUCUUUACUAUUAUAGGUGUUCAAUUUCAAUAUUAGGAUAUGAGUACAAUAUAAAAUUAACAAUGAAACAAAAAAAAAAUUAAUUAAUAGCUGAAUGUAUUAUUAUUCAUUCAUCCGUGUUAAAAAUACAUUCAAUAUGAAACAACAGUAAAAAAAAGUAUUACGUAAAAAUUAAAACAAUAGUUGAUUACAAUAAUAAUCCAACACUAAUCUAGCAAUAUUUAUCUAUAACAAACACAAUUACAUAAUAAGCAAAAGUUACAAACAUACAUCCGUACGGACGCGCAGGUCAAGCUCUAGUUAUAUCUAAAAUACAUUACAUUUGAAAUGAGAAACAAAUAAAAAGUGGACAAGAAAAAAAAAUUAUCUGCGCGGGUCAAAAUAACAAUUUAAACAGAAACAAAUAAUAAUUUAAUAGUAACUUAGUAAAUUACCUAUUUGGAUGUAUGUGUUCAAAAGAAUCUGGUUGACUAUAUAUAUAAGCUAAACGAGAGGAGUCCAGUAAAAAAAAAACUUCAAUAGAUAAAAACAUAAAAUGGAGAGUUUCUUUGUUGAGGCAGUGAAUGCAAUAUGGUGGAUAGUUGUUGUUGGAAUCAUCGGUGUGGGGUAUCAUGCAUACGGCGGAGCCGUGGUGGAACAGUGGAGGAUGCGGAGAUAUCUAAGGAAGCAAGGCGUGAAGGGUCCUCCACCUUCGAUCUUUAACGGCAAUGUGUCAGAGAUGAAGAGAGUCCAGUCAGAGACUAUACAUUAUUCCGGAGAUAACAUCAUUUCUCAUGACUAUUCUUCUUCUCUCUUUCCCUAUUUUGAACACUGGCGAAAACAAUACGGGAGAGUCUACACAUACUCGACGGGAUUAAAGCAGCACCUUUACAUAAAUCACCCGGAAAUGGUGAAGGAGCUUACCCAAAUCAACACGCUUAACGUUGGCAGAAUCACUCACGUCACCAAACGCCUUGAGCCUAUUCUUGGCAAUGGCGUUAUCACCUCUAAUGGUUCUCAUUGGGCACAUCAGCGUCGUAUCAUGGCCCAUGAGUUUACCCACGACAAAAUUAAGGGAAUGAUUGGUUCAAUGGUGGAUUCUGCGAUGCAAAUGUUGAGCAAAUGGGAAGAGAUGGUGGAAAGAGGAGGACAAAUGGGGUGUGAGAUAAGGGUAGACGAAGACUUUAAGGAUGUCUCAGCUGAUGUCAUCUCUAGGGUUUGCUUUGGGAACUCUUUCUUCAAAGGAAAAAAGAUCAUCUCUAUGAUUAACGAUCUUUCGACCGCCAUCACUCGAUGCAGCUUCCUCUUCAGAUUAAAUGGCUUCACUGAAAUGGUGUUUGGGAGUAAGAAGCAUAGUGAUGUGAAUACUAAUGAGCUUGAGAAGGCUUUGGAAUCUUCGAUAUGGGAAACGGUGAAGGAGAGGGAAAGUGAAUGUGUGGAAGCUCACAAGAAGGACCUAUUGCAGUUGAUACUAGAUGGGGCAAUGCGUAGCUGCGAUGGUAACUUGUGGGACAAGUCAGCCUAUAAACGUUUUGUGGUCGAUAAUUGCAAGAGCAUCUUAGUUGCUGGCCAUGAGUCAACCGCUGUAUCCGUGUCUUGGUGCAUUAUGCUACUCGCUCUCAAUCCUAAUUGGCAGAUUCGAAUUCGAGAUGAAAUCUUGAGUUCUUGCAAGAAUGGCAUUCCUGACGCAGAAACAAUUCCAAACCUCAAAACGGUGACUAUGGUAAUCCAAGAAACAAUGAGGCUAUACCCACCAACACCAAUCGUGGGAAGAGAAGCAUUCACAGACAUCAGACUCGGGAACCUAGUGGUGCCAAAAGGAGUGUGCAUUUGGAAUCUUAUUCCAGCCUUACACCGAGACCCUGAGAUUUGGGGAGAAGAUGCAAACGAGUUCAAGCCAGAGAGGUUCAGUGAGGGGAUCUCUAAGGCUUGCAAAUAUCCUAAGUCAUACAUGCCAUUUGGCUUCGGACCAAGAAUAUGUUUAGGCAAAAACCUUGCUAUGAUGGAAGCCAAGGUGCUUGUGUCACUUAUUGUGUCAAAGUUCAGUUUUACUCUGUCUCCGACAUAUCAGCACUCUCCAAACCACAAACUGCUUGUGGAGCCUCAACAUGGUGUUGUUAUUAGGAUUGUUCGACAGUGACAUCUUGUGUUAUGUGAUGCACAUUUAUUAUUACUUGCUUGAGAGAAAGUUCUGGUACUAAAAGAAAUACCCUUUAUGAAUUAUGAGUUCUGAACUUUGUUAUAUUAGUGAUUAUAAUUUGCUUGUAUCCUGUGUGCGAGUGUUUUAUCGAAAAAUUAAUUUGUUUUCGUUUCCAAUGAAACCAUUGUUAGUUUUUGUUGUCUUUGUCAAUUAACCUUUCUAAACAGCAGUAUUACAAUUAACUUGGUUAAUUUGUUUAAAAAAUUGUAGCAUUGUGAAAUGCAUUUAGUAUUAGAAAAUACUUAAUUCAUAAAUUUAUACGAAAUCAAUGUUGAAAACACUGCGUUUAUAAUUAGUUUUCGAAUAAAGGUGAAACAAAACCCCCGUUUCCUAGCAUUAGCACUUCUGACCCUUCUGUACUCUCUCAUUCAUCCCGACCUAACUAGUUUAUACUGUAUAAAAAAUUUCUACAUAGUAGACUAAAAGUAUGGGUCAAAUGAUCUCACUUUUGAUAAGCACACUGCACACCACAUAAUGACAUAAUCCAACAUCCACUAGGCCACAACUAUAUUAGCUUCGGAACCCUUCUUCAUUAUAUGGCUUGGUACACAAAGGCCAUUAUUAUUUUCUUUAUUUUUAUUCUAACUUCUGCUGUUGGUUUGUUAUUAAUUGGGUUAUUGAGCUUAAGAACAUUAAUUGGUUUGUGUGCUAUAAAUGAAAAAAAGACUAUUGUUUUUAUUUUGGUCUAUAGUUUAAUCUGGUUAUCACAUAGAUUUGAAAUUUCAAUCAAUUGAUUUGCAUAUCUUACGAUCAUUCAUUAAAAUAAGUUGUUUCGUAUAAUUAAUAGAUGAAAAUUUGUAUAUAUGUAGAAAAUGCCAAGAAAGGUGUGCCUGAAUGAUUUGUUUUGUAUUGUUUAGAACAUGAGAUUGUGGGUGGAAGCAUGCUGGUUAACCUUUCUAUAAAGUUUAGUCAACCAAACCAAUACACCUUCUCUUUUCCUCUUUAAUAAUGAAAAAUAAACAUCUGAUUCCUAAAAUAAAAAGUUUUUAAGAUAUACAAAAAAAUAAUCAAAGUUAAAUGAAUAAUAAGAGAGAUAGACGUGUGGACAUCUGAGGGUGAUUCUCUGCCAACAAGAAGAGAAUAGCUUAAGAUUAAAAAUUAAGUAAGAAAGAGAUAAUAUUAAGAUGCUCUUCUCUAUACCUCAACCUCAUUUCAUUGGUCCCCCUGCUUUGAUCUUUACCUAUGACUUUUAACUAGUACUAACCACGUUUUUUCUCAAAAACGAUAUGAAUAUCCAAGGAUGGCAUGGAACUGGUGAUGCAUCAUAUUGGCAUCUUACCAGAAAUAGAUCUAAAUUUUGUGUAGGGUCAGUCUUUUAUGUAUAUGAUUUUGUCAAUAGUAAAAAGAUUCUAAAUAUAUUGUUGUAAGCGAGAAUAUUUUAUUUCGAAAAGAAAGAAAAGAAAACGUUAAAGCUCCAAAAGAUUAGUUUAUAUUGUUGGAUAAUAAUUUCAAUUGAAUUGAUGUAUGAUAUUAUGAUAUUUUAUAUGUAUGCAAUGCAUGUUCAAAACUACAAGGAAUUAUUCCUUUCUUUUUAUCUAGUUGAGCUGUGACCAACUCAACCACUCUUUUAGAUUGGUUUAAAACCAUGAUUAACCCGGAGUUUUUAGAGUGGGGUUCUUAGCGUAAGUUAAGAAACAGUUUCUUAACUUCCGCUAAGAACCACAUCGUAAGAACCCCGAGUUAAUUAUGCUCUAAGAACAUUAAAUAAUGGCUGGGUUUCUGCGUAUAUAAAACUCAUACACUGUAUGGCUAUACCAGAUGACAAGAUGACAGGAAAUAGCUCAAACUUUCUUACAUGAUCAACAAUUAUAUUCUGCACAUCUCAAAUAACACAUAAUAUAUUAGAGAACACUUCUUAUUAUAAAGAAUAAAAUAUCAACUUUAACGGUUUUACCCUUUUCAAAAUGAAUACUGGCAAAAUGAUCAACUUGUAACUUCUUUUUGUUUCAGUAAUGAUCAAAUGAAACAUGUAAAAACGAUAUAUCAUGUAUAUUAAAAAAAACAGUUUUCCUAGAUUUGACAAAAAAAAACUUAUUAAUUUUCCAUGUAACCUUUCUCUUUUAUAAUUUUAUAAAUCAAUCUAGGUUUGGACGUUUAGAGGUGUUGGAUUCGAUUCAUUUGAUUUGGAUUUUUGGUGUUAUGUUUAUAAAUCACAUUUGGAUUUUAGUAAUUAUUGAGUCGAGUUCGGUUCGAUUCUUUCUGAGUUCGGUACGGAUCAGUUAAUAAACAACGUCUGAAAUCGCCUAAAAAUAUUUUUUUAACCAAAAAAUCGACAAAAGCAUAAUCAAAAUACAUAAUUUAUUCACAAAUUAAACUAUCUAAACUAACUAAAAAUAUUUAAAAUAAAAAAUACAACAAACUACAAAAAUCUAUAAAAUAGUUUAAAACAUCUAAAUUACUUUAAUAUAUAUAUAUAAAUAUUAGGGUCAUUUAGCCGAAUAUACAAAAUGGAGUCGGUAAUUACCUAUGUAUGCAGAUUUUGAAAAUAUUUGCAUAUAUAGUAAAAUGUUGGACUUGGUCUGGCAAUAAGACCCUCAACACCCUAUAGAGCCCCUACGAUAUGUACUGUAGGUGGAUUUAUUGUGGAUCAAAUUAAAUUAUUAAAAUAUAUAAAGUAAUUUUUUUUUCUUAUAA